UACCCACGUCUCAUUUCUAUCUUUCGCGGAUUGACAAAGUUGCUUGUCUGUCUUGAUGGAAAACACUUAUAAGUUGUGGGUAGAGGUUAAAAACUCUUUGGACGGCACUAUUCCAGUUUCAGUACCUUCUUCCAUCCUAACAAUUGCUUGGAGGGCGUAUUUGCGAAAGUUACAAACUGAUCCCUUGGUCACGAAGGCAAUCACUGCUUCCAUACUGUCAGGUAUAAGCACCAUCGCUGCUCGAGUAUUUCAAGGAAAUGGAAGUGAAUUAAAGUCUAGUGAGAUAAUUCAUCAGAUGACCAUAGGACUUGCCGUAAGAGCUCCGUUGGUCCACUUCUUUCAUAUGUUAUUGGAUAAGAAAAUAUUUCGUUCCUAUCGACAAACUUCUAUUCCAGUAGUAAUUGGAAAAGUAGUGUUGGACCAAUUCGUGUUUGCACCUGCCAUGACAGCAUUGUAUUACUAUAUCGUUGGUUUGAUGAACGAUGAAGGGUGUCAAGUCACAAGCAAGAAACUGAAGAGACAAUUGUUAGCAGUUCUGAAAAAGGCCUGGUUAUUGUGGAUUCCUGUUAACUUGAUAAGUUAUGGUUUCAUACCGUUGGAACUGCGCGUAUUAUUUGGAAAUAUAGUUAGUAUAUUUUGGACUGCCUAUUUAAUAUCCACAGUUUCUUCUGCAAAAAAGAACAAGUAAUAAACGCACGAAUGAAAUAAAGAGUGACGGGACUUAUGUUUGUUUUUAACUAUAUUUGUAUCUUUUAGCGACUUGUGCAAUAUAUAAGGUUAGGAAUUU
Molecule: messenger RNA, 787 nt
Organism: Galdieria sulphuraria
Lineage: Eukaryota; Rhodophyta; Bangiophyceae; Galdieriales; Galdieriaceae
Product: peroxisomal membrane MPV17/PMP22-like protein
Exons: 3
Coding region: 56-688 (210 amino acids)
Cellular component (GO): membrane; cytoplasm
Source: RefSeq, a predicted model, not a curated record